Molecule: messenger RNA, 701 nt
Organism: Hevea brasiliensis (rubber tree)
Lineage: Eukaryota; Viridiplantae; Streptophyta; Magnoliopsida; Malpighiales; Euphorbiaceae
Exons: 4
Coding region: 1-360 (119 amino acids)
Source: RefSeq, a predicted model, not a curated record
AUGAGCAAUUUGUUGGAAGAAAUUCGCAAUGUUACUGUUGCUAAUACUUUUCCCAAUGGUGAAAAGAAAUCUUGUUGCGAGCAUUAUUGUACUAUAGGGUCCUGGAGGUUUUCUCUCUAUAUUUGGCACCCCAUUUGGUGCUUAUCUCCUGUGCUUUUGCCUCUCCACUUGGCGGUUACCUCUCCACUCAUAUACGACUCCUACAAUUAUGGUCCAGAUGAGAAUGAGUACUUGAUUCUCUUGAGCGAAUUCUUGCAGAGUGUUGCACUUUUUGGUGCAUUGCUUUUCUUCAUAGGGAUGAAAAACUUGAUUCCAAGGAGACAAAUCAAGAAGAAUUCCCCUAAGGCAAAAGUGGGUUAAAGUGUGUGAAGAAGCAAAUUAGAGAAUGCAUUAUUCUUGCAGGUGCUGAAAUUUUCUGGGUGUCAACUAGCUGUACAUAUGAUAUUUAUUGAUAUCUUUCAAGCAAUUUAUGUAACAAGCCAAAUUUGUAGUUCUUCUUGAUUGGGGUGGUUAGACUGAUGGUCCCUAUAUUAUCAUUUCACAGCCUGAACGGGCACAGUAUACGUUUCAUUGUGUUUAAUAGAAUCCGUUUGAGCUAGAAUUUUAUGAUUUCAUAAUAUUUGUGGAUAUUCUUGUUUGACUCCUCAGUCCUUAGUGUUACGGAGCUAUGUAAUGGAUCAUGGAUUAUAUUUUCCUGUGCC